Ananas comosus (pineapple) is the source of this 1890-nucleotide messenger RNA. RefSeq lists its product as uncharacterized. Lineage: Eukaryota; Viridiplantae; Streptophyta; Magnoliopsida; Poales; Bromeliaceae. The record is from RefSeq and is a predicted model, not a curated record. Gene Ontology annotation, cellular component: cytoplasm. Gene Ontology annotation, molecular function: deoxynucleoside kinase activity.
CCCUCCGCUUCUCCUCCCCCACCUCCCCACUUCCGCCGCUCCGCGCCCCCCAAAACCCUAACCCCCUCCUCCGUCGCGCCUUCCUCGCCGGGGCGCCCCGCCGCCCCCCGUCGCCGGUCUCCUCCUGGCUCCCCGGCAGCGACCGGAGGGGCUUCGCGGCGGCCGAAGCUGCUAGAAACCGCGAGAAAGUCGGGAGCUUGGGGAAGGACGAUGGGGCAGCGCAGGAGGAGGAGGGAGAAGAGGAGGAGGAGAAGAGAAGUAGAGCACCACCACAGAGAGUGGCGGAGAGGAGGCAGAGAGGGGGCGGAGGGGUGAGCGCUCCGCCGGUGGGGAGCCUCGAGCUCUUGGCGAUUCCCGGCGUCGGCCCUCGGAAUCUGCAGAAGCUGGUGGAUAAGGGGUUUCAAGGCGUGGCCCAGCUCAAACAGCUUUAUAGGGACAAGUUCUUUGGUGAGUCCAGCGAGAAGAUGGUCGAAUACUUAAAGAGUUCGGUAGGUAUUAUCCAUAAGAACCACGCCGAGAGUAUAACCACCUUCAUCAAAGAAAGCGUGGAUAAGGAGCUGAGAGAGGAGGACACUCAAUCUGAUUCGAAGCUCUCGCGGAAGAAAAGGCUCACAUUUUGUGUUGAAGGGAAUAUUAGUGUCGGAAAGACAACCUUUCUUCAAAGGAUAGCUAACGAGACCCUCGAACUCCGUGAUCUUGUAGAAAUAGUACCGGAGCCUAUUGCCAAGUGGCAAGACGUGGGCCCGGACCACUUCAAUAUAUUGGAUGCAUUUUAUGCUGAGCCGCAGAGGUAUGCCUACACUUUCCAGAAUUACGUGUUCGUGACGAGGGUCAUGCAGGAAAGGGAAUCGGCUGGUGGAGUAAAGCCUCUCAGGCUGAUGGAACGAAGUGUUUUCAGCGAUAGAAUGGUAUUUGUCCGUGCUGUUUAUGAAGCUAAUUGGAUGAAUGAGAUGGAAAUUAGCAUUUACGACUCAUGGUUCGACCCUGUUGUGUCUUGUCUUCCGGGCCUUAUACCUGAUGGAUUCAUUUAUCUGAGGGCUAGCCCUGAUACUUGCCACAAGAGGAUGAUGCUUCGUAAGAGAGCAGAAGAAGGUGGCGUCUCAUUGGACUACUUGCGCGGCUUGCAUGAGAAACACGAGAGCUGGCUAUUUCCCACUAAACGUGGAAAUCAUGGUGUAUUGUCAGUUAGUCAGUUGCCCCUUCAUAUGGAUAACUCCUUACAUCCUGAUAUAAGAGAUCGUGUAUUUUACUUAGAAGGAGACCAUAUGCAUUCAAGUAUCCAAAAGGUUCCUGCUUUGGUGCUGGAUUGUGAACCCAAUAUUGAUUUCAGCAAAGAUGUUGAAGCGAAAAGGGAGUAUGCUCGCCAAGUUGCAGAGUUCUUCGAGUUUGUGAAGAAAAGGAAGGAAGCUUCAACCGAAGAAAGUGCUUCUGACGGAAAAGCUAAAGGCCAACAAAUAGUGCUUCCUAACAGCAGUGGUUUGUGGGUACCAGAUCACAAUCACUUUCCUGAAUCUGCCCUAAAAUCUCUGGAUUUCAGACGAGCCAUGUCUUUCCUUUCCGGUUAGCAACCAUUUCGUCCCCGCCUGGAAUCGAGGUGAAGCAUCUGUCAAUUACAUGAAUUUGUCUUGUUGCAACUUAGCCUGUUAGCCGUCUCCAGUUUCAUCCAUCGAGAGCUAAUUUUAGCUCGUCGAUGUGAAGCUUGGUAUGAUGGAAUUGCUGCUAACUCUGUAAAUGUGUCUGAUCUUUAGUUUGUAUGUACAUGUUCCGGUAGCUGUGUGAUAGUUCUUCUAACGGUCGAAAUGUGUUGGAAAUGGCCCUCUUUGUAACGUCGACUUACUAUUUCGUAUCGUUAAAUGGGUAAUGAUCUUUGUUCCCCUGCUUGACAUUCAA